Messenger RNA from Culex pipiens pallens (northern house mosquito), 977 nucleotides. It is a transcript of the gene Spf30, whose product is annotated as survival of motor neuron-related-splicing factor 30. Gene Ontology annotation, biological process: mRNA processing; regulation of alternative mRNA splicing, via spliceosome. Bases 119 to 835 code for a protein of 238 amino acids. Gene Ontology annotation, cellular component: precatalytic spliceosome; cytoplasm; nucleus. NCBI's taxonomy places the organism in Eukaryota, Metazoa, Arthropoda, Insecta, Diptera, Culicidae. Gene Ontology annotation, molecular function: RNA binding. The transcript has 4 exons. The record is from RefSeq and is a predicted model, not a curated record.
GAAACGUCAAACUGCAACUUUUCGUAAACAAAACUUUUGGAGCGCGUAGAAACGUUUACAAGAAAAAGUACCUUUUUUAAAAAUAAAACUCAUCGAAUUUAAGUGCAAACACCUCAGAAUGGCGGACGAUCUUCAGAACUACAAGCUGCAGCUGCAACAGGUCGAAGCUGCACUGCUCACCGAUCCCGAAAAUUCCGAGCUGCUGAAGCUGAAAACGGACCUGGAAGAGGUAAUCGAUCUCACGAAGGACCUCAUCCGGGCCCAACAGGAGGCCGAGCAGAAGAAGAACGCGUACGUCGAACCGGCCAGCACCAGCUACUUUGAGGGCUUUUCGGCGGCCGAGAAAAAGCAAAACAAACCCACCGUCAUCUGGAAGGUCGGCGACAAGUGCUCGGCCAAAUGGAUCGAGGAUGGACAAUAUUACGAUGCCACAAUCGAAGCAAUAACGGACAACGGGGACGUGAGCGUGGUGUUCGAUGCGUACCAGAACCGUAGCACAACGACAAUUUCCGAAUUACGAGAGUGCAAGGUGCGGAACGAAGUAUUUCCCUCGACGAGCAAUAAACGCAUGCGACCCAACCAGAAGGAGUACCUCAAGAAGAAGAAACAAAAGAAGCAGCAGCGGUUCAAGGAGCUCGAGGAGGAGCGGGAAACGGAGAAGAACAAAUGGCUUCAAUUUUCGACGAAAAAUUCGAAAAAGUCCGGCGUCAAGGGCAAGAGCAUAUUCGCCUCGCCGGAGAAUGUUAACGGAAGGGUCGGCAUCGGGACCUGCGGGGUGUCUGGCAAGCCCAUGACCGAGUUUAGUCACGGCGAAAAGUACCGCAAGGGAGUGUAGGAGAGGGGUGUGGCGGUAAGGUAAGGUACAUUGUCUUAGAAUAAUCCUUUUUCUCACUAUGCUGUGCUUCAGUGUCACACGAAAUAACCCAUUUGUCAAGCUAACAAACAUACUAGAGAUAGAAUACAUUUAACUGAAAUAA